AUGGAAAAUCGAUCGGUCAAUCCAUUACAUCUCACUUCAAUAACGAUCCUCUCACCUUCCAAUUCACCUUUAUACGUUCAUUCAUUCACUGGAUCACAAGAUGAACUGAGACAUUAUCACUUGAGUCAUGCUGCUGUUGAUGUUAUUGAAGAGAGAAUCGUCAUGACUUCGACACCUAUAAAACCAGCUGAAUCUUAUCUGGGUUUACUAUUCUGUAUGGAAGACAUGGCAUUUUACGGAUUUCAAACCACUACUAAGAUACGAAUGGUACUUUCAAUAGCAUUAGUAGAUGCGAUGGUAAAAGAUGCUGAUAUAGUGGCUAUAUUCAGAGCAAUACAUAAUUUGCUAUUGACAAUAACAUCCAAUCCAUUCUUAUCAUUAUCAUCAUCAUCGUCAUUCAAAGCUAAACCAGCAUCGUCAUCAUCAUCAACAUCAACCGAGAAACACGAUCGAAAUCACCAAAUAAUCAAUACACAUAUACCGGAAUCUAAGAUGUUCAAUCUCGGUCCUGAUGAUAUAAAAUCAAAUUGGCUAAAAGAAAGUAAAACCUUUAAUGAAGGCGUGAAGAGGAUAGGAGAAAUGUUAAAUGGUCAUUUAUGA
Messenger RNA from Kwoniella shivajii, 600 nucleotides. RefSeq lists its product as uncharacterized. Gene Ontology annotation, biological process: endoplasmic reticulum to Golgi vesicle-mediated transport. Gene Ontology annotation, cellular component: TRAPP complex; cytoplasm; nucleus. The transcript has 4 exons. The record is from RefSeq and is a predicted model, not a curated record. Bases 1 to 600 code for a protein of 199 amino acids. NCBI's taxonomy places the organism in Eukaryota, Fungi, Basidiomycota, Tremellomycetes, Tremellales, Cryptococcaceae.